CCAUUUGCAUAAAAGCCAGAAAUCUGAGAUUAAAGUCAAAAUUCAGUGGUCUUAAUCCUCCUUCCUUAGAGAACGGUGUAUUUGUGUAAACGAGUCCACAUUUCGUGCCUUGUUGUUCGAGCAGUGAAACCUGUAACUUUCAAUCGUCAAUAGGGGUCAGUGUUUGCCUUCUUCACCGCAUUUGUGUUGCCCCGACAACAAGCCACAACAGAAGCCGUUCCAUCAUGUCUACUUCUGUAGCAAAAGAAGGGAAAAAGAUGAGAUGUGCAGUGAUGCUCAAGCCUUCUAAACGCGGCAGCAACUUGCUCGCCUUGACCAGCAGACGGAGUUUUACUUUCAGCGGCAGCAAAAUUCUGGACAGAAUGGCGGGUCCAACUCCGAGACAAGCUGUUCGGGUGUUUGAUGAGGAAAACAAUGAUGUGACCCCUCAGCCAUUUUACCGGGCAGAUCUCAGAGCAGAGCCAGGCAGCAGGUUCUUGGUGGAUGAACUCUCUGCUGGAUCAACAUCAGACCAGACAACGUUCACUGGGAGCUUCACUAUGCCUUUUUCAAGGUCAGUUUUGGAUAGCAGCAGGAUAUCCAGCCAGUCAACCACAGAGUCUGUGAACGAAGAAAUGGAGGAAACAUUUUGUAGACGUGACUUUCCCUUCAACUUACCAGAAUCUUUGUUGCCAGAUGAAAAGAGGAAAAAAGGCUCAGUUAAAGAACAAAUGACACAAGCUCUGUUGAAAGGGAUUAAGGACAUUUUAAUCACAGAGACAGACACUAUUUCUCUGCUGGACAUUCCCCCCACCUUAGUGUCAGUGAAUGCUGAUGAUGCAGAUGUCAUAAUAGAGAUAAAUAAACAGUAUUCUGAAGUUUGCAGAAACAGAAGAAACAAUGAGAAGUAUGUGGAUCGAGCCGUGCAGACACUGAAUGGAGCGACUAAGAACAAACAGAUACAGAACAACCUCAUGCUCAUGGUGGACACAGCCACGAUUGUGUCUGCCUUCGAAAUGUAUGCACCUCCAGAGCAGGAAGUGAUGGUUUACAGCCCUGAAAUGAAACAGACCAAUGAUGCAGAGACUAUUGUGGACUCCAGGAGAAGUCCAGAGAGGAGUCUGUCCCUGACCUGCUCAGCUAGUACAGUUAUUUCUACCUGCUCGCUGAAAGAUGUAGAAACAGUUGGGAGCAGUUUAAACACACAGGUAGACUCUGAGCGCAUCAUGACGUCAGAUAAAUUCCAGUUCUCCUUACUUCUAAUGGAGAGGACCGUACUGCGGAACAACUUCCAAAGCCAGCUGGCUGCUUACAGAAAGCUGCCUUUGCUGCAAGACCCUGACAGAUUGGUGAAACCUAAGGAAAAGGAACAGAGUGAAGCAGAGACUUCCUGCUCUCCAGCUCUACAAUGUCUCUGGGUUUUCAGUUGUGAGCUCAGCAGAGGCUGUAGGGUCAGUAGCAUGGCCUGGAACAAAAAAAACCCGGACCUCCUUGCUGUAGGUUAUGGUGAGACUGACUACAGAAACCAUGGACCAGGUCUGGUGUGCUGCUGGUCUAUUAAAAACCCGAUGUGGCCUGAGCGAAUCAUUAACUGUGACAGCGCUGUAACGACUGUGGAUUUCUCAUCCAACAGCCCUGGGCAGCUGGCUGUGGGGAUGUGUGAUGGCAGCAUUGCUAUCCACAAUGUGCAGAGUACAGAUAAUAAGUCACCUUUCAUCAGCAGCCGUGAAUGUGCCAAAAGACACCUUGGGCCAGUGUGGCAGCUCAGGUGGAACCAACAAGAACUGAGCUUCACUGGAGAGGAGAAGGUUGAAUCUCUGUACUCUGUGGGAGCAGACGGCAGAAUCUGCAAGUGGUUUGUCAUCAAUGGUGGCCUUGACUGUACAGACUUGAUGAAGCUCAAGAAGAUGAAUAACACCCUGAGAAAGACUGAACAGAACAAGCCAGAGAAGACAGCAGAGUGUGUGCUGUCUGUUCUCACCCCUGGUCUCUGCUUUGACUUUCAUCCAAGUGACUCCAACAUCUAUUUGACUGGUACCUGGGAAGGUAACAUCCACAAGUGUUCCUGCUCCAACGGUCACCAGUUUCUGGAAACUUACAGGAAACAUUUUUGUCCUGUGAACUGCAUCACAUGGUGUCCUCUCCAUCCUGAUGUGUUCCUGAGCUGCUCCUCUGACUCCACCAUCCAACUCUGGAAGCAGGACUGCAUUAACCCUUUGUUAAGCUUCACCUCCAACCAGCCAGUGGGUGAAGUCAGGUGGUCUCCAAAGCAUGCCACAGUAUUCAGUGCUGUUAACGAAGGCCAGCUUGAGAUCUGGGACCUGAAUUCCAGCUUUUUGGAUCCAGUAAUCGUGCAGCCUGCUGCUCCUGGACUGAAGAUGACGUCCCUUCUGUUUGCAUCCCUCACAGACUGUGUUGUGGUAGGAGACAGUGAUGGCCAGGUGACGGUGUACCAGCUGCAGAACCUCCAUGUUGGAGAGAGCAGCCAGGGAGAUGUUAUUCAAGACCUCCUGCGCUCUGCAUCUCCCAAAGAACUUCAGCAGACAUUGAUGUAGUGGACCCACAGCACCAUGAUGCAUCUCUAGUUUAAAUGUAUCUACAGCUACAAGUUAAAUCCAUCCAUCCUUCAUCAAUAACUUAUCCCUGCUCCAGCAGUCAGUGGGUUGGACAUGAGGUCCGUCCGGUUGCCAGUCCAUUCAGAGAGAUUGAUUAACAGCCUCGUUUUUGUGGGGGAAACUGGAGUACCUGGAGAGAACCGAGGUAUGAGGGGAGAGAACCAGCAAACUCCAUCCAGACUCCAGGUCAGGAUUUGAACCCAAAACUUUCUUGCUGCAAGGCAACAAUACAAUGAACUGCUCCAGAACAUAAACCACAGUAGCAAUUUCACUGAAACAAGCUGCUUCUGGUGAAUGGGAGUCAUUCAGGCUGCAACAGCGUCUGACCUGGUCAAAUUCAGAUGCAUUACUAAUGUAAAUAAUUUUAUUAUAAUUAUUAUCAUAAUCAUGUUUCUCAGUAUUUAACCUGCUGAUCAUGGUUCAGAGCUAUCAAGGAAAAACAGACCGAUUCUAAUCUCAGGUUACCUGGUGCAUCUCUAAUAGUUAUUAUCUUGUUCAGUGAUUUAUUAGCCAACAAUGUUGUGCCAGUACAGUCUUUGAUUUGGUCAGCAUGGUGAUAUAAAUGAAAUCUUUAAUAAAAAAAAGUAAUAAAUAGCAGCCAAUCUCAAGCCUGGUUCUGUUGGAUGUUUCUCUCCACUGUUGCCCUGAGCUUUUCCUCAGGAAGAGAGAGACUGUAGAAGGUGGCCACUGGCUUUCUGACUGGAAACUUUACAAAAGUGUCACUUUAUGAUCAGCUGGGUCUGUCUGUUUUGUAUUAGCACUGGACUGGAAUAACAUGCAUGUUAUAAAAUGUAAUUUUGAUGGCAACAUCUUUCCUCUCAUUCAUUCUACAAGCAUGAUCACUAGAAAAGUAUUUGUGUAGAUAACAGCCUGUACACACCUGAAUAAUUCUGAGCAACAACUAAUCACUAAAUGGUAUCACAGUUACAACAAACCAAUUCUCACAUUAUGUCAGCCUUUAUUCUUCAUUUAAGGAUCAAAACUCUGCAACUGUAAGAAACAAAGCAUACAUGAAGAAGAUCAUUUAAGAGAAAAACUACUGUUUAAAUAAUACGUUCUGUAAACUCCAUCAAAGGUCAUUGACCUCUGAUCAAGCUCGCCAUCAUCGUAACAGUUCUGAAAUAAAAAUAUCAUUUGCAUAACAAGAUUAGAGAUUAGCAACAAACAAAAAAAAGAAUUCAUUAAAUACUUAAAAAUGUUUUGGGGUAAAAAUCCCCCCAGACAUUUAUGAUGAUGGAAAGUAUUGGUGUUUUGUUUCGUUGAAUAAAAUGUGUGUUUCUUCUAAUCAGGAGUGUCAUGUUACUUAAUGUUUGAUGUCAAUUCAUGUUGUAUGUUCUGAACUAACAUGUUUCAUUUAUAUGAAGCCUCAAAUAAUAAAGUUGUUUUAUGUUU
Messenger RNA from Poecilia reticulata (guppy), 3986 nucleotides. It is a transcript of the gene dnai4, whose product is annotated as dynein axonemal intermediate chain 4. NCBI's taxonomy places the organism in Eukaryota, Metazoa, Chordata, Actinopteri, Cyprinodontiformes, Poeciliidae. Gene Ontology annotation, biological process: cilium movement. The record is from RefSeq and is a predicted model, not a curated record. Gene Ontology annotation, molecular function: dynein heavy chain binding; dynein light chain binding. Gene Ontology annotation, cellular component: axonemal dynein complex.